CAUGAAAAUGUAACCGCCAAACAACAGAGACCACAGCAUAGCGAAAAGAAAGCUGGUUCAGUUCAAGCUAUGUCCAUCUCCACAAAUCAAGCUGACCAUGAGCUCAAUUUCACAAAGAAAAAACGAAAAAACAAAGAAAACAAAAUCAAUUUGAAUGAAUUACAAUGGUAUUAUCAGCGAACAUUGAUGUCGGUUCUCAUAUUUGGGUCGGAAAUCCUGAAUCGGUUUGGUUAGGUGGAAUUGUGUUUAAUAUUAGAGGAAAUGAGGCUGAGAUUCAAACAGGCGAUGGAAAAACUAUCGUUGCUAGUUUGUCUAGAGUGUAUGCGAGAGAUGUGGAGGCUCCGGUUGAUGGGGUGGAUGACAUGACUAAGCUGCAUUAUUUGCAUGACCCUGCAGUUCUGCACAAUUUGGCAACCCGAUUUGAGAUUAAUGAAAUCUAUACUUAUACUGGAAACAUUCUCAUUGCCGUCAACCCGUUUCAACGGCUCCCGAUUUUAUAUGAUGCUUAUAUGAUGGAAAGGUACAAGGGAGCCCAGCUAGGAGAAUUGAGCCCGCAUGUUUUUGCCAUUGCUGAUGUUGCAUACAGGGAAAUGAUGAAUGAGCGUAAAAGCAACUCGAUUCUUGUUAGUGGUGAAAGUGGGGCUGGUAAAACAGAAACCACGAAAAUGCUUAUGCGAUACCUUGCAUAUCUGGGUGGCAACAAGGAUGUUGAAGGAAGGACAGUUGAACAACAAGUUCUAGAGUCGAAUCCAGUUCUUGAAGCUUUUGGCAAUGCAAAGACUGUUAGGAAUAAGAAUUCCAGCCGUUUUGGGAAAUUUGUUGAAAUUCAAUUUGAUGAGCGUGGAAGAAUAUCAGGGGCAGCCAUCAGAACAUAUCUUCUUGAGAGAUCUCGAGUUUGUCAAAUUUCAGAUCCCGAACGCAACUAUCACUGCUUUUAUCUUUUAUGUGCUGCGCCACCAGAGGAGAUUGAGAAGUAUAAGCUGGGAAAUCCCAAGUCAUUUCAUUAUCUUAAUCAAUCCAGUUGCUAUAAAUUGGUUGAUGUUGAUGACGCUCAUGAUUAUUUAGCCACUAGAAGAGCUAUGGGAGUUGUUGGAAUAAGUGAGAAAGAACAGGAUGCGAUUUUCAGGGUAAUCGCUGCAAUUCUCCACCUAGGAAAUAUUGAUUUUACAAAGGAGGAAGACAUUGAUUCAUCAGUUGUAAAAGAUGAGUCCAAAUUUCAUCUCCAAAUGACAGCAGCGCUUCUCAUGUGUGAUCCUCAGUCAUUGGAAGAUGCCCUAUGUAAGCGUGUAAUGAUAACUCCAGAAGAAGUCAUUAAAAAAAGUCUCGAUCCUCUUGGUGCAGCAGUUAGCAGAGAUGGUUUAGCCAAGACGAUAUAUUCUAGGUUAUUUGAUUGGUUGGUGGAUAAAAUAAAUGUCUCCAUUGGGCAAGAUCCUAACUCAAAAUGUCUGAUUGGAGUCCUUGACAUUUAUGGCUUUGAAAGCUUUAAAAAUAACAGUUUUGAACAGUUCUGCAUUAAUUUUACAAAUGAGAAGCUGCAACAGCAUUUCAACCAGCAUGUGUUCAAGAUGGAUCAACAUGAAUACAUAAAAGAGAAAAUCGAUUGGAGCUACAUAGAUUUUGUCGAUAAUCAAGAUGUUCUAGACCUUAUUGAAAAGAAAUCUGCUGGGAUAAUUGCCCUGCUUGACGAGGCAUGUAUGUUUCCAAAAUCAACACAUGAGACAUUUUCAGAGAAGCUUUAUAAGACCUUUAAAGAUCAUAAGCGGUUUAUCAAGCCAAAACUGACUCGCACGGAUUUUACCAUAGUUCAUUAUGCAGGAGAAGUUCAAUAUCAGUCUGACCAAUUUUUAGACAAAAACAAAGACUAUGUUGUUCCCGAACAUCAGGAUUUGUUGAGUGCUUCUCAGUGUUCUUUUGUAGAAAGCCUCUUUCCUUCGAUUUAUGAGGAGACCACCAAAUCAACAAAGUUCUCAUCUAUUGGUUCCCAGUUCAAGAUACAGUUGCAGCAAUUGAGGGAUAUACUGAAUUCUACAGAGCCCCAUUACAUUAGAUGUGUAAAGCCAAAUAAUUCUUCGGAACCUUAUGUAUUUGAUAAUGUCAGUGUCAUGCAACAACUACGUUCUGGAGGAGUUCUAGAGGCGAUCAGAAUUAAAUGUGCCGGAUUCCCUGCUCACAUGACCUUUUCUGAGUUCCUGCAACGAUUUGGAAUGCUUGCACCUCAGAUUCGGAGGGGCAACUAUGAAGAGAAGGAAGCAUGCAAAUUGGUUUUGGAAAAGAUGGAGCUCACGGGGUAUCAGUUGGGGUUAACCAAGGUUUUUCUAAGAGCUGGUCAGAUGGUUGAGUUAGAUGCAAAAAGAGCCAGAGCACUUCGUAGCUCAGCAAUAGUUAUCCAAAGGCAGGCUAAAACUUGUGUUUCUCGUAAAGACUUCAUUCUUAAGAGGCAGGCUUCCAUUCGUAUACAAUCUCAAUGGAGAGGGAAACUCACUCGGGAUUUAUAUAAAGAGAUGAAACAAGAGGCAGCUGCUGUCAAAAUUCAGAAGAAUUUGCGGAGACAAAUAGCCUCAAGGUCAUACAAGGGGAUUAAGUCCUCUUCAGUUGUCUUGCAAACGGGUAUGCGUGUAAUGGCUGCACGUAAUGAAUUGAGACAUAAAGAGCAAACUAAGGCAGUAACUUUAUUCCAGGCCAAUUGGCGCACCCGUAAAGCUGUUUUACGCUAUAAGAAGAGUAAGGAAGAAUUAGUUGUUUCCCAAUGCAGUUUGAAGGAAAGAACUGCUGGGGAAGAAGAUCUUAUGAACUCAACAAUGGCAUCAGAAGAAAAGAGCUCACUCCUGGAAAAGAAUGAUAGACUUGAGAGACAAGUGGAGGAACUUACAUGCCAUUUGGAGUCAGAAAGACAACUGAGGAUUGAAUUGGAAGAAGCAAAGGGGCGAGAGAUAGCAGCACUGCUUCAUUCCCUGAAAAUGAUGCAAAACCAAAUUGAUGAAACAAAUGCAGUGCUUUUCAAGGAACGUGAGUCUGCACAGAAAGAAAUUGAAGAACGUCAUACCAAAGAAACAUUGAUUCUCGAUGAUGAUGCUGAGGAGAUUGAGAACUUGAAGGCAUCACUGUGGGAAGAAACACAAAGAGCUGAUAGUUAUGAAAGGAAAUAUUGUGAAUCCCGGGAAUCAAAUGAGAAAAGACACAAGAAAUUAAGAGAAACUGAAAAGAGAGUCUGUCGGCUUCAAGACUCGUUGAACAGGAUGUUGUAUUCCAUGGCAGACCAAUUUGCUGAUCUGAAAAUGAUCUUGCAUACCUCACCAAACUCGAAUUCGACAUCUGGGUCCAUUACAACAAAUGUGCUUGUUGAUGUUGCUUCUGAUAUUUCUGACGAUCUUUCGUCGAGCGACACUGAUUUCUCGUUCCCAGCUCCAUCUUUAUUUCCAGUCUCGGAUAACUUAUCUUCUCCAGAUGAUGCUACUUGCCCAUUGACAGUUCAGGAAAUCUCCACAACAGAAGUCUCAGAUUCUGAUAAGAGAAAUAUUGAAAAGGAUAAGGGCGAGGGCGCGUUCGAUGAUUUCUUCUGAUGUAAUUUCUUGUUAGCUUAGCAAUGAACUCAACUACACCUGAACCGUUACAUCAUGCAUAGCAAUUUUUGCGAAGGAUUCUAUUGAUUUGAUCGACUAGUCAGUCAGGUACUCGUGCCCCAAAGGAAAGAAGAAAAUUAGUUGUAGCUACUGUAAAUCCGCUGCUAAUUCACUAACAUCCGAUGUAAUUUACUUGUCUACUGAAACUGCAAAAACUAUAGCUUCAAACUGGUUUUUAAGAUCGAGUUUACUAUGUUUUUCACUUUUUAAUGUACUAUUAUUAUUGUUA
Messenger RNA from Mercurialis annua (annual mercury), 3849 nucleotides. Its product is annotated as myosin-9. Gene Ontology annotation, molecular function: ATP binding; microfilament motor activity; actin filament binding. Gene Ontology annotation, biological process: actin filament organization; vesicle transport along actin filament. NCBI's taxonomy places the organism in Eukaryota, Viridiplantae, Streptophyta, Magnoliopsida, Malpighiales, Euphorbiaceae. The record is from RefSeq and is a predicted model, not a curated record. The transcript is spliced from 28 exons. The coding region runs from base 165 to 3560 and encodes 1131 amino acids. Gene Ontology annotation, cellular component: vesicle; cytoplasm; myosin complex.